Messenger RNA from Penicillium riverlandense, 1263 nucleotides. RefSeq names its product coenzyme A transporter. NCBI's taxonomy places the organism in Eukaryota, Fungi, Ascomycota, Eurotiomycetes, Eurotiales, Aspergillaceae. The record is from RefSeq and is a predicted model, not a curated record. The coding region runs from base 1 to 1263 and encodes 420 amino acids. Gene Ontology annotation, cellular component: mitochondrial inner membrane. The transcript is spliced from 2 exons. Gene Ontology annotation, biological process: transmembrane transport.
AUGUCGGCUGGUAUCCCAGAUCAUGCGCAGUCCGAUUCGACCGUCUUCACCACCACCGCCCAGUCACGCCACCCUCCUCGCCCGCCACCGCAGUCCGCAAGCCCACAGCCUGAUCUUCCGAUGAGUGGGAUCGCGCACCCGCGGCCGUCUACUGCGCCUGUGCAGCCGGUGAAUGCCGCCGAUGAGCAGCAGAAGGCUAGUAGUCGCGGGUCGACCAGCCAGGCACAAAAACGAAGUUUGGACUAUGUGUUAAGGAGCGGGUUAGCGGGAGGUCUGGCGGGAUGUGCUGCCAAAACCGUGGUGGCACCGCUAGACCGCGUCAAGAUCCUCUUUCAAGCAUCAAACCCCCAUUUCGCCAAAUACUCCAGCAGCUGGUCCGGUCUGGCCGCUGCACUCCGCGACAUCAAGCGCUAUGAAGGCGCAUCGGGCCUGUUCAAGGGCCACUCUGCCACUCUCCUCCGUAUCUUCCCUUACGCCGCCAUCAAAUUCCUCGCCUACGAACAGAUCCGCGCGAUCAUCAUCCCGUCGCCCGACAAGGAGACGUCUAUCCGGCGACUGGUGUCGGGCAGUUUGGCCGGCGUUACCUCUGUGUUUUUCACGUACCCAUUAGAGUUGGUCCGGGUACGACUGGCCUUCGAAACUAAACGGACGUCUCGCUCGUCUCUCACGGAUAUCUGUCGACAGAUUUAUCAUGAGCGAGUAGUACCGCCAUCAAACGGUUCUGCAGCUGUAGGGGGAGGAGCAGCCGUUGCCACCGCCGAAAACGUUUCCUCCGCCGUCAACCACGUCGUUCCGCGCACCGGGUUCGCCAAUUUCUACCGCGGCUUCGGUCCCACGAUCCUGGGGAUGCUACCAUACGCCGGGAUGUCCUUCCUCACCCACGACACAGUAGGCGACUGGCUACGGCACCCGGCCAUCGCUAAAUACACAACCCUCCCGGAGUCAGAAUCGACACGCGCCAAAAAGGGCUCACGCAGACCCCAGCUCACAGCCGCGGCGGAGCUGUCCUCCGGCGCGCUCGCCGGCCUGGUCUCGCAGACCUCUUCGUAUCCGCUCGAGGUGGUCCGGCGGCGUAUGCAGGUCGGUGGCGCGGUGGGGGAUGGGCGCCGGCUGGGUAUCGUCGAGACGGCAUCUAAGAUCUGGCUUGAGAAGGGUUUCCGUGGGUACUGGGUUGGGUUGACGAUUGGGUAUCUCAAGGUCGUGCCCAUGGUCGCGACGAGUUUCUUUGUCUAUGAGCGAUUGAAGUGGUCGCUGGGGAUUUAA